Desarmillaria tabescens is the source of this 1233-nucleotide messenger RNA. RefSeq lists its product as uncharacterized. Lineage: Eukaryota; Fungi; Basidiomycota; Agaricomycetes; Agaricales; Physalacriaceae. The coding region runs from base 1 to 1233 and encodes 410 amino acids. Gene Ontology annotation, cellular component: fungal-type vacuole membrane. The transcript is spliced from 8 exons. Gene Ontology annotation, biological process: macroautophagy. The record is from RefSeq and is a predicted model, not a curated record.
AUGGCGUUCCAAAAGCUUGUCCUCAUUGUCCUUAGCUGCGCCUUUUUGGCGUCUUCUCUACCAGGGUCUUUGGUCAAAUUUGAUACAGAGUCGAUUCAGCGACCUCUUCAACCCAUAAAAGCUGGUAUUCAAAAGGUCAUAUUCCACGAAGAUGGACCGCCAACGUUUGAAAACAAAACGAUCUACGAGGUAAUUAAAGGUGACCCAAGGUUCACUCGCCUCACUAGAGCGAUCAAGUUCAGCGACGAUAUCGUUGAUCAGUUGAAUGAUUCCUCCGUCAGAGUGACCUUCUUUGCUACACCUGACUGGGCCUUACACAAGCCCAAGGAAGAUGCACUUCAGGAUCUACUUCGCUACAACGGUGACGUCAUGCAAGCGCAACCAGAAAUGUACGACUUAUCCACCGCGAUCCAUGCGUAUGAGGAACUAGCCGCCAUGGAGUCAUCUCACGAUGAUUCCGAAAAGAAGCGGCACAGAAAGUUCCUCAGGAUGCUUAUCCGUAUUAUUCUAUCAUAUCAUAUCAUUCCCUGGCGAAUGUCCACCUAUCCGACCAAUCUUUCGCUUCGCUUUGCUAUGCACGACGAGCCUCAACGUAUACGGGUGGAGAGUUCUCUAAUUCCUCCCAGCACAACUGUCAAUUUCUACAGCAAAGUGGUCAGCGCCAAUACUCAGACGAUGAACGGCUUGAUCCAUGUGGUCAAUCAUCCUACUCAUCCCUCCCAUUACCGCCUUCCGGGAAUUACAUCCGCCUGGCAACGGUCUGGUCUUACUGAUGCUUUGGAUUUGCGCUGGGUCCAUGGCAAGGGAAACAAGAAGGGACAUAUAAAGGGUACUUCCGUGACCACGGCUUUCGUACCUACGAAUCACGCUUUCGAGUUAUUGCCGAAGCAGUUGCAACACUACCUGUUUUCUCCCUUCGGUGCCCACACUCUCAAGAAGUUGUUACAAUUCCACGUCAUCCCAGAUCUCAGCCUUCACACAGACGAAACGUAUGAUGAUCCAUUGGCUCGAUUCCUUGGAGAAAUAGUCGAUACGGAGGAGUAUUCCGUCAGCGAUGGAUCUAGCGAAUUGAUUUCGUCGGUUAACAUCACCGCUCCCACCCUCCUUCCGCAAUCAUCCACUCAGGUAUGGGUACACUUUUGGAUCCCAGGAAGAUGGGUACACGAUAAUAGCGAAGAAUCCGAUUGGGAGGAUUGGGAGGAAUGGUUGCCCAAGUGGGCAAUGGAAGCUUGA